Molecule: messenger RNA, 1729 nt
Organism: Odocoileus virginianus texanus
Lineage: Eukaryota; Metazoa; Chordata; Mammalia; Artiodactyla; Cervidae
Gene: NOL7
Product: nucleolar protein 7
Cellular component (GO): nucleolus; nucleus
Molecular function (GO): RNA binding
Source: RefSeq, a predicted model, not a curated record
CGGGACCCCGCAGCUCGGGUCAUGGUGCAGCUCAGGCCGCGCGCGUCCCGCGCCCCGGCGUCCGCCUCGGCAAUGGUGGACGAGGGCCAACCCGCCUCGGAGGAGGAGGCGGGGCACGGGCUGCUGCUCGGGCAGCCCAGCAGCGGCGCGGCCGCCGAGCCGCUGGAGGAAGACGAGGAGGGGGACGACGAGCUUGACGACGAGGCCCCGGAGGAGCUGACUUUCGCCAGCGCCCAGGCCGAAGCGAAAGAGGAGGAGCGGCGAGUUCGGGAGACUGUGCGCAGGGACAGAGCGCUUCUGAAGGAGAAGAGGAAGCGGCGCGAGGAGCUGUUCAUCGAACAGAAGAAAAGAAAACUCCUUCCAGAUACUAUUCUAGAGAAGUUAACUACAGCUUCACAAACUAGUGUGAAGAAAUCACCGGGAAAGUUGAAAGAAGUUAAUUUGCAAAAGAAAAAUGAAGAACGAGAGAAAGGAAGUGACUCUAAGAAAGCUAAAGAAAAAGUGCAGAAAGUACAGACUGUUGGCCAGAAUAAAAGCUACAUGGCUGUAAGGCUAAAAGAUCAAGAUUUGAGGGAUUCAAGGCAAGAAGCAGCCAAAGCCUUCAUACAAAAUUGUUUAUAUGGCCCUGGAACCAACAGAACUACUGUAAACAAGUUCCUGUCUCUUGAAAACAAGAGGUUACCGAUGAAAAAGGCUGCAGCCCAGUUUUUGAACAAUACUUGGGGAUCUCAGAGAAAACAAAAUGCCAAGAGAUUUACAAAACGCUGGAUGGUCAGAAAGAUGAAAACUCCCAAGAAGUAAAUCAAAGCUAGAUGAAGAAUGAGUACUUUGUAUGUAUAGAACUUGGUUAUUUAAAGAAUUUAAUUUUUCUGGAAAAAAUAAAUAAAUCGCUUAUAAACCCUUCCUUAGAGUCACUAUAAGAGUCUCAAGUCUCUUGGGGCGGUACCUAGUCACACUUUAUCCACCCGGCGUGUAAGUGUGCGUCCUAGUCUUUGAGCAUCCUGGAAGCAGCAGUUUAAAAGGACUGUUCUCCUUCCUUUUUUAAGUGUUUUCCCAUUUUAUUGGCCGUGAGCAGCACCCACGCCGGAAGGGCGCCUCUGCUCCCCCCCGCCCCCGGGAUGGCAGUGCGUGUCUCCUGCUGACCCUCUCAGAUGCGCUCAUCUCGGGUGUUUUGGUGCCACUGAUGAGAAUUUCACAGAUUCUGUGGAAGGGCGCUGUAUCCAAGUGUAGAUAAUCUGCUCUUUUAAAAGAAGAUUUAAGACUCCGUGUACAGCCAACAGAGACCUUUGCCAAAGCAAAGAUACGGUCAUUCUAUUGAAGAGCCUGUUUAUAUUUUACUUUUAACCAGUUUGGGGGUUUGCUUGAAAACUGGCAAGUCACAUGCCAUAUGAUAUUGUGAAAAUAAGAUUAACUUCCUGCUUUCUGUAUCACCUACAGUAUCAGGUUUGGCCCUAAUCCAGGGAGGCCAGUAAACGCAAGGCGGUCUUAGGUUGCAGAGCUCAGAUUUAUAGUAGCAACCAUUCAUUUCACUUCUUCUAACUUUAUAUUAAUCAUAAGUAUGCAAAUACCUAAUGUAUAAAUUCAACUGACACUCUGGUAUCUGUAGAAGUAAAUUUUUAAUGGCUGGUUAAUUGUAUCACUACAUUUUAUUGCAAUAUAGUACUCAUUUUAAGCACUUAAAAAUGGAAGGUGUACAAAGAUUAAAUUAAGACACGGUAAAUUGACUAAA